UUCAGAACGACCAGUUUAUUGCAUACAGUCUAGUUCCUUUCUGGGACUACCAAGUAGGUAGUAGUUCCCAACUUCCGUGCAUCAUGGUUGGGAUCCCAGGCAAAUCCAAAGGCUGUCACACCUGCAGGAGGCGCAAGAUCAAAUGUGACCUACAAAGGCCAAGUUGUGUGCGAUGUAUGCAGAGUGGGAGAGUGUGUGAAGGGUACAAGCGCGGCCCGGUCUUCCUUAAUCGAACGGCUCAAGGCUGGCAGAAGAGAUCCCGGCUUGAAGAAGUAUUACCCCGGCAUGAUGCGCCACAGGUCCCCCCGGGGGACGAUCUGAGGACUUUCCAACAACAAUCACAAUCACGUCCCGAACUCUACCGGGCGCUAUAUCGGCCCCCGCUGCAAGUGAAUCCAUCCAGUGCAAUAAAGGCCCAAUUCCAAAAUAUUUUUAUAGAAAGCUAUCUUCCGUCAAAUCCAAAAGUAGGACCAGGUUUGACACAAGUUUGGCUCUGGGAGGCUAUACGCGUCAACAAUCCAGGAAAAGCGUUGGAGUACUCACUCCGUGCGCUUUGCGUUUCCCGUGUCGGGAGAAUUAACCGUGAUCAAGAUUUGAUCUUGAAAGGUAACGCUACCUAUGGUUUGGCCUUAAAAGCACUCCAUAGGUCUCUCGAGUCCCAGGAGCUCGCUGGUAAAGAUGACACACUUGCUGCCUGCCUUAUCUUGUCCAUCUACGAGCUUUUCGAGUCAACGACCAAUUCGACAGAAGGUCAUGAGAAUCACAUAAGUGGCAUCGAGCGUCUUGUUGCGUGGCGGGGCCCAGGGCAACACAGCUCGCCAUUAGCCAAGGCGUUGCUAAAGAACGUCGUUUAUACAUCAAUGGUCAAGGGUUUACAGUAUCGCAAAGCAUCAAUUAUCAAAGACUUGAUUGACAAAACCCAAUGGUGGGACAUACAAGGAGAACUUUUUGCCAAAGGACAUACUUUGGCAGCGCUUCUUGAAACACUUGAUCGAUCCAUGAAUUCCGGUGAAGUCGAUGCGGCUGCCGCAGCUAAGUACAUAGAGCAAUGUUGCGAAUUGGACUCUGACUUCCAGAACUGGUAUCGCCAACUGCUCAAAGAGUCACCUUCGCCAAUGUAUUGGAAGUCGGGACCAUCCGGAAAGGAGCCCGAGAUUUUGUUUGCUAGUCUCUACCAUGCGCAUCUCAUGCUCGAUUUCUGGGCUUUAAGGCUUGCUCUGAGCACCACGAUUGAUAUCAUUUGCAGUCGAGCACCAAAGGAGAUUCCUCUCCCAACACGCAAUACCGUUGAGCAUCUCAAAAACGAACACGGUAGCUCUCGACAAAUCAAUCUAGCAACUGACAUUAUGCUAUCACUACAGUACUGUAUGAAUGAUGAAUAUGGUCUUGCCAGCUCACAAAAGUGUCUGUUUUCAGGUCGCGUGGCGCUCUAUGCGUUACGACGGUACCCUUCUGAACAGCUUGCGUCUUACGAAGCGAAGUUCCUGGAUUUAACUCUCAAGAAGGGUUUGCGAUAUGCUCAAGAUAUAAGUAAAGGAAUGAGAAGUAGUUGGACAGCUGUCGUUGCGGAACGAGGGCCUUUACAACAAUCAAGCGAUGCAAAUUGAAAACUCGCUACGGUCUAUAUCUGUCUAUCUGAUACGUCUCUUAAUCAAAUUCUACCGUAGGGUCCCAGGCGCAAGGAGAAUACUCUGAGGUCUCC
This is a messenger RNA of Amorphotheca resinae ATCC 22711, 1702 nucleotides long. RefSeq lists its product as hypothetical. NCBI's taxonomy places the organism in Eukaryota, Fungi, Ascomycota, Leotiomycetes, Helotiales, Amorphothecaceae. The record is from RefSeq and is a predicted model, not a curated record. The coding region runs from base 84 to 1607 and encodes 507 amino acids. The transcript has 4 exons. Gene Ontology annotation, molecular function: zinc ion binding; DNA-binding transcription factor activity, RNA polymerase II-specific. Gene Ontology annotation, biological process: regulation of DNA-templated transcription.